Molecule: messenger RNA, 1878 nt
Organism: Cantharellus anzutake
Lineage: Eukaryota; Fungi; Basidiomycota; Agaricomycetes; Cantharellales; Hydnaceae
Exons: 17
Coding region: 1-1878 (625 amino acids)
Biological process (GO): proteolysis
Cellular component (GO): cytosol
Molecular function (GO): zinc ion binding; aminopeptidase activity; epoxide hydrolase activity
Source: RefSeq, a predicted model, not a curated record
AUGGCAACCACAACACCCGAACUCGACCCGGCGACCCAGUCAAACUACUUGGACAUCAGCACAUCCCAUGCCCACUUUGAAUGGGACAUCGAUUGGGACAAGCACAUCAUUCUUGGAUCCGUGGAGCAUACUCUUGUAGCACACACGAACGUGGAAAAGCCUGUCAGCCUCGAUUCUUCCUUCCUGAGCAUUGCAUCUGUGGAGGUUCAAGGGAAACCGUCGAAGUUCGAUCUCAAGCAACCUCACAAUGUAAUGGGCUCGGCGCUUGUUAUUCCCCUUGACACCAAGCUUCUAAGCGGUGACACCAUCAAUAUCAAGAUUAAAUACAGCACAACGGAGAAAGGGACUGCGAUGGGAUGGCUCGACAAACAGCAGACGGCUGGAAAGCAGUUUGGCUACUUGUUUUCUCAAUGCCAGCCGAUAUAUGCAAGAUGCUUGGCUCCACUCCAAGACACCCCCUCUGUCAAGCUAACAUACAGUGCGAAUGUUCGUUCUGUUCUGCCUGUGCUCAUGUCUGCCUUACGAGUUUCCCCUCCCGCUGAGGAAAUCCACAACGGAAAAGAAGUCGGCAGAGACUCGGUCGAAUAUAUAUACAAACAGCCCGUCGCGAUUCCGUCAUACAUUAUUGCCAUUGCCGCCGGGGAACAGUGGGCCACUGGCGUGUGGACUGAGCCCGAACUGAUGGAUGCUAGUUAUUUUGAAUUCAGUCAUGACACGGCCAGGCCAGUUUCUUUGAGUAGAUUCAUUUCGGAAGCGGAGGACAUUGUGACUCCAUAUGAGUUUGGGGUGUAUGAUCUCCUUGUUCUCCCUCCCAGCUUUCCAUUUGGAGGCAUGGAGAAUGCUUGCUUGACGUUCGUGACGCCCACACUCAUUGCAGGAGAUCGUAGUCUCGUUGAUACCGUCGCACACGAGGUAUCGCACAGUUGGUUUGGUAACAAUCGCGUUUUGCGGGGAAGGUUUCAUGGGCCAUCGGAGCGUGAUUUGUCAUACAUUAUAGGACGUAGCUCACUCAUUUCGGCACUCAAAGGAUUCGAGAAGACCCCGAAGUACCAGCGCCUUGUGAUUGAGUAUGAGCGGGGGGAAGAUCCUGAUGACGCUUACUCACGCAUCCCUUAUGAAAAGGGUUCUAAUUUCCUCCUCUAUCUUGAACGCCUUCUUGGUGGGCUGGAUGUUUUCAUUCCAUAUGCCAAAGACUACAUUAGGACAUUCAGAGGCAAAUCCAUUCGCACCGAGCAAUGGAAGGAGCAUCUCUACACAUACUGGAGGAGGCAUGGAGGAGAACAGAAGGUGAAGAUAUUGGAUGCUGUGGAUUGGGAUGCAUGGCUCUAUGGCGACGGACUGGAUCUCCCAGUCGAUGUGCCUUAUGAUACCUCGCGUGCGAACGACGCAUAUCUUUUGGCUACCCGUUGGAACUUAUCUCGCACCGAACACGAUGUCACCAAACUUCCCUUUUCUAAAACGGACCUUUCAGCUUUUAAUACUCACCAGAUUGUGGUUUUCUUGGAGGAAUUGGGAAAAAUUGGUGGCGCUCUGUUCCCUACUUCUCACAUGCAACAUCUCGACGCAAUAUACAGCUUCAAUUCGUCCCACAACGUCGAGAUUCGUCUUCGAUGGUAUAAUAUUGCGCUGGCAAGCUCCAGUGCAUCCAAAUACGCCAAUGAUGCCGCAGAAUGGCUCGUCGACCCAUUGGCAUUGAAAGGCCGAAUGAAGUUCUGUCGUCCAGUGUUUAAAGCAUUGUACUCAGUCGAGCCUGAGCUCGCAAGGAUUACGUUCUUGAAAAAUGAACGAUACUUCCAUCCCAUCGCAAGGAGGUUGAUUGCCAAGGCAAGUUGCCCACUUGAACAACUGGUUCGACUUCACGUCCUAAAUCAUUUUUAG